AUGGCAUCCCUGUUCACUAUCAAAUUAAAUCAUGGAGGGGCCUUGACUGAUAAAUGGGAAUAUGUAGGAGGGGAGGUACAUUAUUGGGAUAAUGUUGAUCCAGAUAACCUGAGUUUCUUUGAGUUUAUUGAUAUGUUGAAGGAGGAAGGGGUUGAAUACAACUCAAAGUCAACAUUUUAUUACAGUUUGCCUGGGCUAGAUCUGAAAACUGGUUUGGUUAAGGUAUAUAAGGAUGUUGAGGUAUUGGAUAUGUGUGAAAUUGGGAUGAAAAAUGGGAUGGUUAAAGUCUUUGUGGUCCAUGAUGUUGAUGUGCCUGAAGUAAUUCCCCAAAUUGAAUGUGGAAGUACUGGUCCCAACCCCACAAAUGACCAAGUAGAUGAGGCCCAACCCAAUAUAGAGGAACCCCAGCCCAAUACUCAUACAGAGGCCCAUCCCAUUACACAAGCCACAACUGAUAAAAUUCCACCAAAGGCAGCAAGGAAGAAAAUGUCAGCAAGGAAGAGGGUAGCUUCCUCCAAAAAAGUGAAGGGGACAAGGCCCAAAACCACAGAACCCAUUCCACAAACAAAUGAGGAAGAAACUCAGCCAACACAACACAGUCCUCAAACAAGUGACUCAGAACCCCAGCCAACACAACCCACUUCCCAAAUAAUAGAACUAGAACAUAACCCAACACAGCCCACUCUUGAACCUACUUCCCAAGCAGACCCAAAACCACAGGUAACACAGCCCACUUCCCAAAUAAUUGACCCAAAACCACAGGGAAGUCAGCCCUUGGAUAACUGGUGGAAUGAUGAUAGUGUUGAUGAUGACUAUGAUGCCACAAUGGAUUUGUCUAAUGAUGAUAGUUUAGGUGGCUGUGAUUGGAUUGUAGAAGAGGAUGAUAUUGACCUGUCAUGUAGUUCAAUAGAUGUGAGUGAUGGUAGUGUAGAUGAGGACUAUGGGGGAGGAGAAUCAGAACCUACAAGAAGUUCCAGUGAUGAAGAGCUUCUUGAUUCUAGGAGGAAGAGAAAAGUGCUUAACAGGUUUGGGGUAAAGCUUAGCAAGUGGAACUGUUACAGAGUUAAAAAGCAUGCACAUAGGCUCUUACAUCGAAAUUUGAAGGAUCGUUAUUCAAAGAUUGCUGCAUACUUGAAUGAAUUGAAGAGGGUAGAUGAGGAUUUUAGAUUUCAAUUGCAAACAGAUGUCCUUGAAAAUGAUGCUGAACAUGUUGAACAGCAGUUUAAGAGGUUGUAUAUUAGUUUCCCAGGAUUGAGAGCAGGUUUCAUAAGUGGUUGUAGGAAGGUGGUUUGCAUAGAUGGAUGUUUUCUGAAAACUUUUUUAGGUGGGCAGCUGCUGUGUGCAAUUAGCAGAGAUGGGAACAAUCAAAUGUUCCCCAUCUGUUGGGCUGUUGUUGACGCUGAAAACAAUGAGGCCUGGGAGUGGUUUUUAGAGAACUUAAAGAAGGAUCUACCAGGUUUUGGGGGUGAAGAUUGCACAAUCAUAUCAGAUCAACAUAAGUCAAUAAUGCAUGGUGUUAAAACUAUAUUCCCUGAUGUGGAACAUAGGAACUGUGCUAGACACAUCUGGCCUCCAUGGCACAAAAAACAUAGGGGAGAUAGUUCGAAAGAGAAAUUUUGGCAGGCUGUUUAUGCCUAUAACAUGGCAGAUUUUGAUUUAGCCCUACAGGAGAUGGCUGUGUUAUGCACAACAACUGUAGAGGAUUUCAAGGCUUUGAAACCUAAGACUUUUUGUAGGUUUGGUUUUAGGAUUCACACUAAGUGCAACCUUGUGGUGAACAAUCUUGCUGAAACAUUUAAUGGGUGGAUUCUGGAAUCCAGGUCAAAGCCAAUUUUGGGGAUGCUAGAAGAUAUUAGGAGGGUAGUUAUGGAGAGAUUGUUCUUGAAGAGAACAUUGAUGGAGAGAGCAAAGGAUGAUAUUUGUCCUAGAAUAAGAAAAAAGCUAGAACAAACAAGGAAUAUGCUAAGACCUGUCAUGUUCUUGCAUCUGAUAAAAUGGAGUUUGAAGUGCUAUGUGGUAUGGAGCUUCUAAUAGUGAAUCUAGAAAGCAAGAGUUGUACAUGCAGGAGAUGGGACUUAACUGGAAUACCUUGCUCUCAUGUUAUUGCUUGCAGCAAUUGGCUUAGAAUGCCAUGUGAAGAGUUGGUGGAUCCCAUACUGAAGAAGGGGGUAUACUUAGCUGCCUACAGUGGGUCAAUCAAGCCAAUAAGAGGAGAGAGACAUUGGGAUAAGGUUGAAUUCCCACUGCUACCUCCUAAUAUCAAGGUUGGAGUAGGUAGACCUAGGAAAAUGAGGAAGAAAGCCCCACAUGAGAGGGAAGACAAGGCUGGAAAAUUAAGCAAACAUGGAAUACAACUGACAUGUAGCUUGUGCAAAGGCAAAAACCACAACAAAAGAGGGUGUCCUACACACAAAAACAAUGGCCCUGCCAUUGCUUCAACCUCUGGGGAAGUCAGCAACACCAACAAGAGGCCUAAAAAGGCAAGAGCCCCUUCCAAAGCAACUUUACCACCCCAACCAGGUGCACCAAAGAGAGGUAGAGGAAGGCCUAGAAAAGGCACCAAUGCCAUCCUCAAUGAUUCUAGGGCUGCCACAAGUGACAUUUGUGGAACUCAACAAUCUACAGCAGCUGCUCCAAUGAGCAACCACUAAGCUAGGGUUUCACUUUCUUUUUUGGUGGAGGAAAUGGUAGAUUAAGAAGGGAGGUUGUAGAUGGGUUUUUUUGAACUUUACUGGGAAGAUUUUUGUAAUUGAAAUGUGGGACAAACUUCACCACUUUUUGCACAUGUUGUACAUUGUUGCCAAUAGGGCUUUUGGAAUCUAAUGCAAAGCAUUUUCUUGGUA
Messenger RNA from Beta vulgaris subsp. vulgaris (sugar beet), 2843 nucleotides. RefSeq lists its product as uncharacterized. Lineage: Eukaryota; Viridiplantae; Streptophyta; Magnoliopsida; Caryophyllales; Amaranthaceae. The record is from RefSeq and is a predicted model, not a curated record. The transcript is spliced from 5 exons. The coding region runs from base 1 to 2031 and encodes 676 amino acids.